GAUGGAGUUCUGUGGUGCGGGCUCAGUGACCGACCUGAUCAAGAACACCAAGGGCAACUCGCUGAGGGAAGACUGGACCGCCUACAUUUGCAGAGAGAUCCUCAGGGGGCUCACUCAUCUCCACCAUCACAAAGUCAUCCACAGGGACAUCAAAGGCCAGAAUGUGCUGCUAACAGAGAACGCUGAGGUCAAACUAGUGGACUUCGGUGUGAGUGCACAGCUGGACCGCACCGUGAGCCGCAGGAACACUUUCAUUGGCACCCCUUAUUGGAUGGCACCAGAGGUCAUUGCUUGUGAUGAGAAUCCUGAGGCCACAUAUGACUAUAAGAGUGACCUGUGGUCGUUGGGAAUCACAGCCAUUGAAAUGGCUGAAGGAGCCCCACCCCUUUGUGACAUGCACCCAAUGAGAGCCCUGUUUCUGAUCCCUAGAAACCCGGCUCCCAGGCUCAAGUCCAAGAAGUGGUCUAAAAAGUUCCAGUCAUUCAUUGAGAGCUGUCUGGUGAAGAACCACAACCAGAGGCCCAGCACAGAGAACCUCAUCAAACAUGCCUUCAUUCGAGAACUGCCCAAUGAGAGGCAAAUCCGCAUCCAGCUCAAGGACCACAUCGACCGAACCAAGAAGAAGAGAGGCGAGAGAGAUGAGACUGAGUACGAGUACAGUGGGAGUGAAGAGGAGGAGGAGGAGCAUGACAUGGGAGAACCCAGCUCCAUCAUCAACAUACCAGGAGAGUCCACUCUAAGGCGGGAUUUCCUACGCCUGCAGGUGGCCAAUAAGGAACGAUCAGAUGCCCUGCGCAGACAGCAGCUGGAACAACAGCAGAACGAAGGACACAAGCACCAAUUACUGGCAGAGAGACAGAAACGCAUCGAGGAACAAAAGGAACAGAGGCGCAGGCUAGAAGAGCAACAGCGGCGUGAGCGUGAGCUCAGAAAGCAGCAAGACAGAGACAGGCAUCGCUUUGAGGAGCAGGCCCGUCGAGAGGAGGAGAGGAGACAGGCCGAAAGGGAGCAGGAGUAUAUCCGUCGUCAGUUGGAGGAGGAACAGAGACAGCUCGAGAUCCUCCAGCAACAGCUCUUGCAAGAGCAGGCGCUCCUACUGGAGUAUAAACGUAAACAGCUUGAGGAACAGAGACAGGCAGAGAGAUUGCAAAGACAGCUCCAUCAGGAGAGGGCUUACCUUGUCUCUCUCCAACAACAGCAACAAGACUCCAGACCUGCAGAGAAGAAGCCACUUUACCACUACAAAGAUGCCGUUAACCCCAGCGACAAACCUAACUGGGCCAAAGAGGUCCAUGGCCGGCCCCUAAAAAAGACCCGACCCAUCAACCACAAGCCUUCCUCAUCCCCUUCCUGUCAGCAGCACCCCACCCAAUGGACCCCCUCAGCCCCCACUAAACUGAUUCUCCCUAUUAGUGAACAGAUCUCACAGCAUUUACUCCACCAGAAGCAGCCAAUCAUCCAUGUCUCAGGCCAGCAAGAGAGUCGAGAGAACAUUAGCCAGCAGGUGCGCCAGCUUAGGGCCUGCCAGAAGGCCGGGGAGAAGGUCCACGAUCGCAAGCCCAACCCAGCGGUCACUAAAGUGGUUGAGGAGCGCUCCAAACUGAACCGCCAGAGCUCUCCUGCCCUGCAGCAUAAAGUGGCUAACCGUAUUUCUGACCCUUCCCUUCCACCACGCUCUGAGUCCUUCAGCAGUGGGGGUAUGCAGCCGGCACGGACCCCUCCUGUACACCGCCCCGUGGAGCCUCAGAUGGCUCAUUUGGUUCCAGUGAGGUCCCAUAGCUCUUCUCUGUCAGUCUCUCAGUCCUUGCAUGAUCAAUCAGCCAAGGGCGUUUCAGCGUUCCAGGAGAGCCUGGUGUCCCAUCGGCUAGAGAUGCCACGGCAGAACUCAGACCCAACUUCAGAGAUGCCCCCUCCGGCCCCCCGCAUGGCCAGUCGUGAGGAAAAACCUGACCGCAGUUCCCCCUGGCUGAGGGAAGAAGACGUUCCUCCUAAGUUGUGCGGUACUACCCAGGUGCCCCAGCGGACCACUUCCAUCUCCCCUGCUCUGAUGAGGAAGAACUCUCCGGGGAACGGGGAGUCGGUUGGAGGGGGGCGGGCAGCCUCUCAGCUCAUCCGCACAAGUAAUCCAGACCUGAGGAGGACGGAGUUGUCUCUGGAUGUGGCUCUGCAAAGAACCGGCAGUAAUGGCUCAUCCAGCUCCAGCACACCCAGCUCUCAGGGUGGCUCCCAGCCUGGAUCCAGUGAGAGGAACCAGCCAAGACGCUCUGGUAAAUCAGAAGGUUCUCCAGUGGCAUUACAGGAGACCUCCAAGCCCUGUCAGGAGGAGGGCAGAGAGGUGAACAAACCCAGUCGACCUACGGAUCUGACUGCGUUGGCUAAAGAACUGAGGGAGUUGCGAAUAGAUGAGAUCAACCGGCCGCCCCUUAAACUGACCGACUACUCCUCCUCCAGUGAGGACACUGAGAGCAGUGAGGAUGAGGAUGGGACUGUGGGGCAUGACGGCACAGUGCCAGUCAGCGACAUUCCCAGGAUCAUGCCCUCUGUUCAGGGAAAUAACGAGUCUUUCACAAGCAGCCACGAGUCCUUCGGUGAUUCCUACAAUAAUGACUCUAAAGAUGGUACCCUAAAAAUGAGAGAGACCAAUGAGAGGCAGCGCUUGGGCCACGGCGAGAGCAACGGUUUCGCAGGCCACGGGAAUCUACCAGACCUGGUGCAGCAAAGUCACUCCCCAUCAGGAACUCCAACAGGCCUUAAUUCCCAGGACCUGGACUCUAUGGAUGAGUUUGGUCUUGGCGGUGGUUCGAAAGCUUCUUUCACUCCUUUUGUGGAUCCACAUGUAUAUCAAACCUCCCCCACAGACGACAACGAUGAGAGCUCAGCGGCCGUGUUGUUUGCUAAUGAGUUGUUGCGUCAGGAGCAGGCCAAACUGAACGAGGCUCGGAAGAUCUCUGUGGUCAAUGUCAACCCCACCAACAUCAGACCCCACAGCGACACACCAGAGAUCCGCAAGUACAAGAAGCGCUUCAACUCGGAGAUCCUGUGUGCUGCUCUAUGGGGUGUGAACCUCUUGGUGGGCACUGAGAACGGUCUAAUGCUGCUGGACCGCAGCGGUCAGGGCAAGGUGUAUAACCUCAUCACUCGCCGACGCUUCCAACAGAUGGACGUGCUGGAGGGUCUAAACGUCCUGGUCACCAUAUCAGGGAAGAAAAACAAACUACGUGUCUACUACUUGUCAUGGCUGAGAAACAGGAUACUGCACAAUGAUCCGGAGGUGGAGAAGAAACAGGGCUGGAUCACUGUUGGGGAUCUGGAAGGCUGCAUUCACUAUAAAGUUGUGAAAUACGAGAGAAUCAAAUUCCUGGUAAUCGCACUGAAGAACUCGGUAGAGAUUUACGCAUGGGCCCCCAAGCCGUACCAUAAAUUCAUGGCUUUCAAGUCGUUCACAGAACUGCAGCACAGGCCUCAGCUUGUGGACCUGACUGUAGAAGAGGGUCAGAGGUUAAAGGUCAUCUAUGGGUCUAGUGUUGGCUUUCACGUCAUAGAUGUGGAUUCUGGAAACCCCUAUGACAUCUACAUACCAUCACAUAUUCAGAGCAGUGUGACCCCUCAUGCCAUCGUGGUGCUUCCUAAGACUGAUGGCAUGGAGAUGCUGCUGUGUUAUGAAGAUGAGGGCGUUUAUGUCAACACUUACGGCAGAAUCACCAAGGACGUGGUCUUGCAGUGGGGAGAGAUGCCCACCUCUGUUGCUUAUAUCCACUCCAACCAGAUCAUGGGCUGGGGAGAGAAAGCCAUUGAGAUCCGCUCUGUUGAAACGGGCCACCUGGAUGGUGUUUUCAUGCACAAGAGAGCUCAGAGACUCAAGUUCCUCUGUGAGAGGAACGACAAGGUGUUCUUCGCCUCGGUCCGAUCAGGCGGUAGCAGUCAAGUUUUCUUCAUGACGCUGAACAGGAACACUUUGAUGAACUGGUGAAGCUUCUGCAGACCUAACACUGUGGAGCCUUUUUCCUGUCUGCAUUGCAUCUGUGAGCGCACGGUACAUUGACACUUUGGUCUGAAAAACAUUAUUAGAAAAAAAUAUUAGAGACUCUGAGGAGUGAGCCUGGAGACAGUCCGUAGGGAGAGCACUGACUCUCUGCACACGGCUCAUGGAGAUGCAGUAUCUGACGUCACCUGCAGUGGCACGCAUUUCCCAGAAGAGGGCGCUGAUUAACUUGAACUCGGUUUUAGACCUUAUUUUGUGGCCUCUGGUAAAGCCUGUUCUUAGGAUCCUCCCCUUUAUGUUCCUGUUUCCUAUUGGUUUUGAU
Rhinichthys klamathensis goyatoka is the source of this 4304-nucleotide messenger RNA. RefSeq names its product TRAF2 and NCK interacting kinase a (gene tnika). NCBI's taxonomy places the organism in Eukaryota, Metazoa, Chordata, Actinopteri, Cypriniformes, Leuciscidae. Gene Ontology annotation, biological process: protein phosphorylation. The transcript has 29 exons. Bases 2 to 3970 code for a protein of 1322 amino acids. Gene Ontology annotation, molecular function: ATP binding; protein kinase activity. The record is from RefSeq and is a predicted model, not a curated record.